AAAACACCAAGUGGGGGGGAAAAACGUUCAGUGUCGUGAAUAACAUUGGGUCGAAGUCGUCAUAAUCUUGCGGUACUGCGCCACUCGGAAAUCUUAACUUCGGAAUCUCGGAAUCUUAAUAAUAUGGACAACAACAACGCCACCAGAAUGGAGUUUUGUGAAGAUUUGAGGCAAAUACAAGCCAUUUUGUGGAGCACCAACCGGUCUGUCCGUUCAUUCAGCAAGAUCCUCUUUAAUACCGGAAACGAACAGUACAUUACAGAGAUUGUUGCCCAGUUGUUGCGGUACUUGCGUCAGCAGAAUUAUCUUGACGCGGCCAAUAAAGUCAUUCCUCAACAUGCAGCGCAGCUCCGCAAGAUCGCAAUGUACCUGUUUUUGAACACGGAUGCUUCGUUCCUGUACGAUUUGAACCAAGAUGGGCGUGUUGGGCAGCUGCUCUGCACGGCUCCACAGCUCAGCAAGUGUUUACUACUUAACUGCAUCUGGGACCUUAAUCUUGAUCGCUUCCUGUACGAAAUGGUAUCAUACUCGCCACUUUGGUUCUCGACGCAGUUUCUCCACCAGACCGUGACCAGUCUUAAGUACGCGAAACCGUUCAAGCAGCUCGAGCGGGUUGAGGCGCUAGUACGAUCGAUGAAUCUGGCAAUCUACCGUACCGAUCGGGAUUGGUGCAGAAUUUAUUUGCGGCGAUUCGAACCCCAUGAACAAAUAAUUGAUCGUACUGUUGAAAAUAUAAGCGAAUGCUUAUACUUUGUUAAUACACCAGACCCGUCAAAGUUCAACGAUUGGUCGGCUGAUAGAAAGCAUCUUUACUCCUACUAUGUAAUGAAGCGCCUCUUGAGAAUGACUAUCGCGUGUCUGAAGACGUUUACGGGUGAGCCACCAGAUGCUCUUCCAGAUAGUGAGACGCUGGCGAUGUUCAAUCUGUUUGAGGAGAACCGAAACUCGAUAACAGUUUGGUCAACCGCCCCAGAAUUAACAUCAGCCAUUCGGAAGAGGAUGAUGACGAUCAACAACUUAGCAUUCACUACGCUGGAAGCCCACGUCUCGCGCAUCAGCGAUGAAUGCCGUCAUCACUGGUUCAUUACGAAAGUGUUUAGCAAGUUUUACGGUGAGCAGGUCGAUCUAUCACGGGUAAUCCUGGAAUCUAGCUACUGGCUCACUUGGCAGGCGUGGUCUAUGCAAGAAUAUCGUAACCAUAGAAUUGGUUACGUGCUGGGCGACUUAGCUAUGACACCAAUGUCGUAUCGGCCAUUUGUGCUUAAGGCAAAUGCAAUGGAUCUCAAGCUGUUAAUGUUGAAGAUCGAUCGUACUGCUAUGAAGGACGAGCGGUACUUUUACUUUAAUUCAUUCAUGAAACGUAAAAAGCAAGUGUUUGGUAACGUAGAGUGUUUGGCAUUUGUAGAGCGACAUUUGUUGUUGGUGAAUGGCGACCAUGUCCGGAUGAUGAUUGAAUACGACACGAGUGAAACCGAUGCCAACGAGUAUCUGUAUGGAGAGGACGAGUUACCGGACAAACGUGUCAAGCUUCGUAAGCUCAUCCUGCAGCUUAUCCCGGAAAUGCGGCCGGAUAGUUUUGGCGAACUCGUCGAAUUCAUGAUAAAGACUUUCGGGAGAGACUAUGUGCGCUAUCAGCAGCCCAAUUUUAUGUUCGAAAUAGAUGAAUUUCUGCUGAACUACUUGCAGUCGAACCCCGUCGGGUUUUUGAACCCGAAGACUGUGCGGUUGUUCGUGUUUCAAUCGCCCCACAUAUUCUUCUCCUCGCUCAUACGACUGUUGUAUAAUACGGGAUGGGUGCAGAGCGAAUACUAUGUUGAUAUCGCCAUCAUGGUUUUUUCGACGCAUCGAAAGAUCGCGCAAUACUAUAUUGCCGAAUACACUGAGGCACUCUUGUGUGAUGAUUUUGAUUCGAGACUGAAUGCUACACUUUGUAUUAUGACUCGUUGUUUGUACGAACGUAAACUGAUUGAUGAGGAACACUUCAUCGAAUAUUUUCUACUGCGUGUCGUGAAAGAUGCGUGCAAAAAUCGUGAACACGGCGCACUGCAUAAACUGUUGACACGGUUCGCGCAUCUAUGGCCGGACCUGGUGACCGUGUACAAUCCAGCAAAACCAAAUGGGAAUCGUAUAUUUCACUUGGCUAUCGCAAUUGGUUUAGCUGAACUAAUCCCUGGUCUGCGUAAUGAUAAGUACCAUCACAAGGAGGAGAGGCAUCUGGUGGAUCAUACGUAUCACCACGAGGAGGACAGCCAACCGGUGGAUCCAAUUGACCUUGUUACGAUGAUCAUCGAGUUACUCGAGCCGACGCUCGAUCGCCUUCGAAGUUUUAGCUCUGCCGAAGAGCUGCGAGAGAUAUUGACAAAGAUGACGGUGGAACCGUUAUCUACCCAGUAUUACUUUCAAAAACAUUUUGUUAUAAAGGCGACGGGUGCACCGUCCCUCUCGUUUGCUGCCUUUAUGUACCAGGAUGAACUGCGGCCUCCAGUGGAUGACGAACGCAUCACCACAUUCCUAGUGCAGUUGCUUCCACAAUGCACCUUGACGGAGGCAGUAGGUUUGGCGCAAGACGACAUGCUUAAAGCACAUCUUUUCGAUGCCCUCGCUACGUUAAUAGACACGUUGGUCGAAAAACAGCCAAGUAGCUACAACAGUUUGGGGCACCGUCUCGCAAACCAUAUACUUGGCUUGGCGAAGAUUUUGCUACCUACCGCCAAUACCAAUGAGGAGCGCAACGCCUGGGUGAAAACUUUGCGUCAUCUGUUUCAGCGCCUGCCUAACGAAGUGUGGCAGGUUGAAGCCUUUAUCCUUCAUUUGCAGGCCUCUUAUCGGUUGAUACACAACAACGACAACGAUGUUGACCUCGAAUUGCUACAAAGUUACUUUAAUCAGCAUACGCAUUAGCAUUAGCAUAUCCUGCUGGCUACUGAACUACGUUACAGAGAGCUGUUGGAUUAAAAUUGGAGCUGCUGUCGUGAAUACGUGCAUCGA
Molecule: messenger RNA, 2988 nt
Organism: Anopheles bellator
Lineage: Eukaryota; Metazoa; Arthropoda; Insecta; Diptera; Culicidae
Exons: 4
Coding region: 124-2901 (925 amino acids)
Source: RefSeq, a predicted model, not a curated record